Molecule: messenger RNA, 881 nt
Organism: Cajanus cajan (pigeon pea)
Lineage: Eukaryota; Viridiplantae; Streptophyta; Magnoliopsida; Fabales; Fabaceae
Product: peptide methionine sulfoxide reductase B5
Biological process (GO): protein repair; response to oxidative stress
Molecular function (GO): peptide-methionine (R)-S-oxide reductase activity
Source: RefSeq, a predicted model, not a curated record
CCGAGGAAAACAUAAUGAAACGGUAAAUAAAUAGUGAUAAUCUGCAGAAGGUGAGGGUGCAUUGUUUCACCAUGGGGUUCAAUAUUGUGAGAAGCACUUCUACUCCUCUCUCACUCUGUUCAACCAAAUCCAAAUCCAAGUCCAUUUUCUCAUCUCUCCUUCGUUCUCACCACCCCACAUCUUUCUCCACUAUUUUCCCCACAAAGCCCAUUGCUUCUCCCACUAUUUCCAUUUCUGUCUCACCCAAGCGCGGUUUUCGCCGCGGGAUUGUCGCCAUGGCCGCACCUGGCUCGCUCCAAAAGUCCGAGGAAGAGUGGCGCGCAAUUCUCUCGCCUCAACAGUUUCGGAUUCUCAGGCAAAAGGGCACCGAGUUUCCUGGAACAGGAGAGUAUGACAAGUUUUUUAGCGAGGGAGUUUACAACUGUGCUGGUUGUGGAACGCCUCUCUACAGGUCCAUAACAAAAUUCAAUUCUGGUUGUGGCUGGCCAGCCUUCUAUGAGGGUCUUCCUGGAGCCAUAAAUCGCAAUCCGGACCCUGAUGGGAUGAGGACAGAAAUAACGUGUGCUGCUUGUGGAGGACACCUAGGUCACGUAUUUAAAGGUGAAGGAUUUCCAACACCCACUAACGAACGUCAUUGUGUCAAUAGCAUUUCACUCAAAUUUGUGCCCGCCAAUUCUUCCUGAAAUUGAGUAUGCUGUUUGAAGAUGACUGCUUACGUACUUAACAUCCGUAAAUAAUUGUGUAAUGUACUUAUAUUGUGAAUGAAGUUCAUAAAAUGAUGCCUAAGUAACAAUGUUACUCUAUUAAAGAGUUGUACCUUAUAUUCCUGUGUUCAUCUCUUGAAUUGCAAUUGGCCUGGCGAUUUAUGAUCUUUAAUCCCA